Molecule: messenger RNA, 1146 nt
Organism: Cyclocybe aegerita
Lineage: Eukaryota; Fungi; Basidiomycota; Agaricomycetes; Agaricales; Hemipholiotaceae
Source: the annotation of a GenBank genome assembly
AUGCCGUCGACGACGAAGAAGGGUGACCGGCCAAGUGGGGGGCUGUCGAAGGCCUCGCGGACGCUGUCUGCGAACACGCUAAAGGAGCGCCUGUCAAAGCUCGCGGCGACACCGUUGAACGUGCCUAAUCCCGUCGCGGCUGCACUGCAUAAUGUCGAAUUUGUGCCCUCCCAGAUCCCGAGGAAGAGGAGACUGCAAAUGCUCGCGGUCGCGAUGUGGUCGGUUAUGAUUGUAAUUGCGAGCUGCGCGUGGUUGAUGCUAUGUGCCAUCCCGCCGCUGUGGCCGUUCUUGACGCUAUAUUAUAUCUGGGCGCGAUUCAUCGACCGUGCGCCUGAGCGUGGAGGACGGAGCAGUUAUUGGUUUAGGUCGUCGAGGUUUUGGAAGUAUUUCGCGGACUAUUAUCCUGCUUCGUUUCUGAAGGAGGCCGAUCUACCAGCAGAUCGACCAUACGUGUUUGGGUAUCAUCCUCAUGGUAUCAUCGGAAUGGGAGCACUGGCAACAUUUGCCACAGAAGCCACAGGCUUCUCAGCUGCCUUCCCUGGAAUUAAACCCCACCUCCUCACAUUAACGACCAACUUUCAAGUUCCGUUCUACCGGGACCUUAUUCUCGCACUUGGAGUAUGCAGCGUUAGCAAGGAGUCGUGCUCGAAUAUCUUGAAGUCAGGGCCUGGGUCUGCCAUUACGAUCGUCGUGGGUGGUGCAGCGGAGAGUCUGAGUGCGCAUCCCGGUACAGCGGAUUUGACUCUGCGAAAACGAUUGGGCUUCAUCAAGGUCGCCAUCCAACAUGGGGCCGACCUUGUACCUGUGUUCUCGUUUGGCGAAAACGAUAUUUACCAACAAAUGCCCAAUGAGAAAGGAACGACUGUGUAUGCCCUACAGCGCAAGUUCCAGUCAAUAUUCGGGUUUACAUUGCCCCUUUUCCAUGGGAGAGGUCUGCUAAACUAUAAUCUGGGGUUAAUGCCCUAUCGAAGACGAAUUGUCGCCGUCAUUGGAAAGCCCAUACACGUGGACCAAUGCGACAAACCUACGCUAGAAGAGGUUAUCCGCGUACAACAGAAAUAUAUCGAUGAGCUUACACGAAUUUGGAAUACGUACAAAGACGAAUUCGCCAAGGCUCGUCUACGAGAGCUGAAUAUCAUUGAUUAG